CAACCUACACAUUCAUCAUGCUCGCUGCUAUGAGAUUUGGUCGUUCCAUGUCUAUUGCCCGCACUGCUAGAAGCUCUGCAUUCGGGUCAUCAGUAGCUGCUCGCGCUGCUUUUAGGUCAUUGGCUUCUACUGCCACUUCUGGUGAUGAGCAUAUUAAACAUGCCGAUCUUUUGAAGCGACUUGAGCUUGAGGCUGUCAACAAAGGUGUUUAUAAUGGCACAUGGGGUGGUAAUGGCGAGGUUGUCCAUUCUAUCAACCCUGCUACUGGCAAGAUCAUUGCUAGCACCAAGGUUGGAACUCCUGCUGAGUUGCAAAAGACUCUUGAUAUGAUGGACAAGAUUCAGCCCAUGUGGAGAGAUACUCCGGCUCCACGCAGAGGUGAGAUUGUUCGUCAGAUGCGUGUUGCUCUCAACGAUCGCAUUCACGAUCUCGGCAAGCUGGUUGCACUCGAGAUGGGCAAGAUUCUCCCCGAAGGUGUUGGUGAGGUUCAAGAGUAUGUGGAUGUUUGCGACUAUGCUCUUGGUUUGAGUCGUAUGAUUGGCGGAGGUGUAUUUCCUUCUGAGCGUCCUGGUCACUUUAUGAUGGAACAAUGGAAUCCUAUUGGCAAUGUUGGAGUGAUUUCUGCAUUCAACUUUCCUGUUGCUGUUUACGGAUGGAACAGUGCUCUUAGUUUAGUCUGCGGUAACCCUGUAGUCUGGAAGAGUGCUCCCACCACUAAUCUAUCUGCUGUUGCGGUGACCAAGAUUCUUGGACGUGUUUUGGAGGAGAAUAAUCUUCCUGGUGCUCUUUGCUCACUCGUCACUGGUGGUGUUGAUGUUGGUGAAGCCAUGUCAAAAUCCUCUCAAGUAAACCUUCUUUCCUUUACUGGAAGUACCGAGGUUGGCCGCCGCGUUGGUGAAACUGUGCAGGGGCGUUUUGGUCGUUCUCUUCUUGAGCUUGGUGGUAACAAUGCGAUUGUUGUUAUGGAGGAUGCCGAUCUUGAUUUGGCCAUUCGUGCCGUUCUUUUUGCUGCUGUUGGUACUGCUGGUCAACGCUGUACCACUACCCGUCGUCUGAUUCUCCAAGAAUCUAUUCACGACGAAUUCAUUGCCAAGCUUACCAAGGCCUAUGAGCAGAUUCGCAUUGGCGAUCCACUUGUUGAGGGUACUCUCUGUGGUCCACUUCACACUGCCAAUGCUGUUGAGCAGUACAAAAAGGGACUUGAAAGUGUUAUUCAGCAGGGCGGCAAGAUUCUUUAUGGUGGCAAGGUCCUUGACCGCCCAGGAAACUUUGUGAUGCCCACCAUCACCUCUAUUGAUGCGUCUGCUCCAGUGGUCCAGAAUGAGAUCUUUGUGCCUAUUCUCCACACUUUUAAAUUCAAGACUCUUGACGAGGCUAUCAAGAUUAACAACUCGGUGAAGCAAGGUCUUUCCAGCUCCAUCUUUACAAGUGAUGUUUCCAAGCUGUUCAAGUGGACUGGACCAAACGGAUCUGACUGUGGCAUUGUCAACUGCAAUAUUCCAACCAACGGAGCCGAGAUUGGUGGUGCCUUUGGUGGUGAAAAGGAGACUGGUGGUGGCCGUGAAUCGGGCAGUGAUUCGUGGAAGCAAUAUAUGCGUCGCCAGACUUGUACGGUCAAUUACAGCGGGGCUAUGCCGCUUGCUCAGGGCAUCAAAUUUGAAUAAACUACCAGCAAGCAUUUGAAUG
Molecule: messenger RNA, 1686 nt
Organism: Batrachochytrium dendrobatidis JAM81
Lineage: Eukaryota; Fungi; Chytridiomycota; Chytridiomycetes; Rhizophydiales
Exons: 13
Coding region: 18-1664 (548 amino acids)
Molecular function (GO): aldehyde dehydrogenase (NAD+) activity
Source: RefSeq, a predicted model, not a curated record